UGUUCGGGGUGUGUCCCGUUCCGGCAGCAUAAACAGCGGCUCAGCGCUCUCUGCCACGCCGACUCGACGCCUCUCCGCCCCGGCUGCAGCUCGGAAGCGCUCCCCAUCGGCUCGCUCACACCCAGGCAGCACCCAUUCAUCCACCCAUCCGUCCGUCCAUCAACCUCCACAUUCAGGCAGGAUGGCAGCGCAGCACGCCGAGUUCCAGCGGGCCGGUCAGAACCCGGGUCUGCAGGUGUGGAGGGUGGAGAACUUCGACCUGGUGCCGGUUCCGGAGAACCUGUACGGCGGGUUCUACACCGGCGACGCCUACCUCAUCCUCAACACCAUCAAGCAGCGAUCCGGGAACCUGCAGUACGACCUCCACUUCUGGCUGGGUGAUUUCUGCAGCCAGGAUGAGAGCGGCGCGGCGGCCAUCUUUACUGUCCAGAUGGACGACUUCCUCGGGGGGAAACCCAUCCAGUACCGCGAGGUGCAGGGACACGAGUCCAAAACGUUUCUGGGCUACUUCAAAUCUGGAAUCAAGUACAUGAAAGGAGGCGUGGCUUCUGGGUUCAAACACGUCGUGACCAAUGAGGUGACGGUGCAGCGGGUGCUCCAGGUCAAAGGUCGGCGUGUCGUCCGGGCAACGGAGGUGCCAGUCAGCUGGGACAGCUUCAACCAGGGCGACUGCUUCAUCUUGGACCUGGGGGCUGAGAUCUACCAGUGGUGUGGCUCCCAGAGCAACCGCUUCGAGAAGCUCAAGGCUACGCAGGUGGCCAAGGGUAUCCGUGACAACGAGCGCAGCGGCAGGGCCCGGGUGUACGUCUGCGACGAGGGAGCGGAGAGGGAGAAGAUGACGGAGGUUCUGGGGCCCAAACCAGAUCUGCCUCCUGGGGCUUCGGAUGACGUCAAAGCUGAUGCCUCAAACAGGAAGCGGGCGAAACUGUACAAGGUUUCCAAUGCCAGCGGCGGCAUGACCGUUACUCUGGUGGCGGCGGAGAACCCGUUCGCUCAGAGCGCCCUGGAGUCCGGCGACUGCUUCAUCCUGGACCACGGCUCCGACGGCAAGAUCUUCAUCUGGAAAGGCAAAGACGCCAACAUGGACGAACGAAAGGCGGCGCUGAAGGCAGCCGACGAGUUCAUCAAGAAGAUGGGCUACCCCAAACACACGGAGGUCCAGAUCCUGCCGGAGUCGGGCGAGACACCGCUCUUCAAGCAGUUCUUCAAGAACUGGCGCGACAAAGACCAGACUGAGGGUCUGGGCGUCGCCUACAUCGCCAACAGCAUCGCCAAGAUCGAGAAGGUGGCGUUUGACGCCGCCAGCCUGCACGAGUCGUCGGCCAUGGCGGCGCAGCACGGCAUGGUGGACGACGGCAGCGGAGAGAAGCAGAUCUGGCGUAUUGAGGGAUCCGAUAAGGUGGCGGUGGAUCCGUCCACAUAUGGACAGUUCUUCGGAGGAGACAGCUACAUCAUCCUGUACAACUACCGCCAUGGAGGACGGCAGGGACACAUCAUCUACAUGUGGCAGGGAUCGGACUCCAGUCAGGAUGAAAUCGGCGCCUGUGCGAUCCUCGGCUCCCAGCUGGACGACGAGCUCGGCGGUGGUCCUGUCCAGGUUGUUGGUGCUCCUAUAACCACGCAGGUGAGGGUGGUCCAGGGCAAGGAGCCGGCCCACCUCAUGAGCCUGUUCGGCAGCCAGCCCAUGGUGGUCUACAGGGGCGGGACGUCCAGGGACGGAGGCCAGUCGGCUCCGGCAGAGACCCGGCUCUUCCAGGUGCGCUCCAACUCUGCGGGGCACACCAGAGCCGUGGAGCUCGACGCCGUGGCCUCCAACCUGAACUCCAAUGACGCUUUCGUUCUUGUGAGCCCCGACGGCGCCUCCCUGUGGGUGGGAGUGGGCGCCAGCGACACGGAGAAGCAGGGAGCUCAGCAGCUGUGCGGCAUCCUGGGAGUGUCGGCGUCCGACGAGCUUUCAGAGGGAGGAGAAACUGAUCAGUUCUGGGCCGCUCUGGGCGGGAAGGCAGAGUACCGCACCUCCACCAGACUCAAGGACAAGAUGGACGCUCACCCGCCGCGACUCUUUGCCUGCUCCAAUAAAACCGGGAACUUUAUCAUCGAGGAGGUUCCCGGGGAGAUGACCCAGGAUGACCUCGCCACUGAUGAUGUCAUGAUCCUCGACACCUGGGAGCAGGUGUUUGUUUGGAUCGGGAAUGAAGCUCAGGAGGAAGAAAAAACUGAAGCCAUGGCGUCUGCGGUGCGCUACAUCGAGACGGACCCGGCCAACAGAGACGCCCGGACCCCCAUCGUCAAGAUCAAGCAGGGCUUCGAGCCGCCCACGUUCACCGGCUGGUUCCUGGGCUGGGACCACGACUACUGGACCAGCGACCCGCUGGAGCGGGCCAUGGCAGAACUGGCUCUGUGAGCGAAUCGCCGCCAUCGUCACUCUUCCUCUUCAAGCAUCAUGCAACGAACGCCAGGAAAGGCUUUGUUUCUUAGCUUCCAGCUCAGUUUGUUUUAGUUUUUUAGCUUGUUUUUCUGCCAGUAGUGCCACAUCAGUGCCUUU
Molecule: messenger RNA, 2545 nt
Organism: Poecilia latipinna (sailfin molly)
Lineage: Eukaryota; Metazoa; Chordata; Actinopteri; Cyprinodontiformes; Poeciliidae
Product: gelsolin-like
Exons: 17
Coding region: 182-2404 (740 amino acids)
Biological process (GO): actin polymerization or depolymerization; central nervous system development; actin filament severing
Cellular component (GO): actin cytoskeleton; cytoplasm
Molecular function (GO): phosphatidylinositol-4,5-bisphosphate binding; actin filament binding
Source: RefSeq, a predicted model, not a curated record